This is a messenger RNA of Solenopsis invicta (red fire ant), 881 nucleotides long. Its product is annotated as RNA-binding protein pno1. The transcript is spliced from 3 exons. Lineage: Eukaryota; Metazoa; Arthropoda; Insecta; Hymenoptera; Formicidae. Gene Ontology annotation, cellular component: nucleolus. The record is from RefSeq and is a predicted model, not a curated record. Gene Ontology annotation, molecular function: RNA binding. Bases 109 to 810 code for a protein of 233 amino acids.
GCGCGCUCUACCGCGAACUUUUCCAUUCAUUCCGUGAUCCAUUUUAUCUUGGCAUUGCCGAUCCACGUGUGUCUAGCAUUCAAGAGAAAACAAAUUAUUCUUGCAAAAAUGAGCACUGCAAAACAGCAUCAACCUCAGGAGAAGAUAAAAAUGUCCACGAAACGUCACGCCAACGAUGAUUGCGCGAUGGAGGUUGAGAUUAAUGGAAUAAAGGGAAAAGUACACCAGCAUUUACCUAAAAAAAGAGCCAAGAAUGUACAAAAUGGAGAACAAAGGAAGAUACCAGUACCAGCUCACAGAUAUUCGCCUCUGAAAGAAAACUGGAUGAAAAUAUUUACGCCAGUUACCGAACAUCUAAAGUUACAAAUACGUUUCAAUCUUAAGACUAGAAAUGUCGAGAUCAGAACGGCGCCAGAGACUCCGGAUCUCUCGUAUCUCCAAAAGGCAGCUGACUUCGUGAAAGCGUUCAUCUGCGGAUUUGAGGUGGACGACGCUCUAGCUCUGUUACGUCUGGAUGAUCUCUUUGUGGAAUCCUUUGAGAUACAAGAUGUCAGACAGCAACUCAAAGGUGAUCACCAGUCUAGAGCAAUUGGAAGAUUGGCGGGUAAAGGUGGAAGAACCAAGUUUACUAUUGAGAAUGUUACAAAAACCAGGAUUGUGCUAGCUGAUACCAAGAUACACAUACUGGGUUCUUAUCAGAACAUACAACUGGCUCGUAGGGCGAUAUGUAAUUUAAUUUUAGGUAGCCCACCCUCCAAGGUUUAUGGACAAUUGAGAAACAUAGCCAGUAAAAUCUCGCAACAGUUCUAAUAUAUCUUAUAUUUAUUUGUGUCCUAUAUACAUGUAUAUACAUAUAUUUGUUAAUAAAAAUUAUAAAAUUA